UGUCCUCAAAAAACGUCUCUAUCCCAAGCUAAAAGCUCUGUGCGUACUGUCGAAGAGUAGACGUUUCCUUUACGUUCUACUUUGAGCCCUGGACUGCUGGGGGGUCUUCCUGUUCGUGGAUCACAUGGCUACCAACAUUGUCUUCCAUCCAGGCUCCAUCGGCAGCGCUGAGCGCACAGACCUGCUCAAGCAGAAGGGCGUCACGAUCUGGUUGACGGGUCUGAGCGCGAGCGGGAAGUCCACCAUCGCAUGUGCGCUGGAGCAGCAUCUCCUGCACCUGCACAAGUUCUGCUACCGGCUGGACGGAGACAAUAUCCGCUUCGGGCUGAACAAGGAUCUCGGCUUCGACGAGAAGUCGCGGAACGAGAACAUCCGGCGGAUUGGCGAGGUGUCCAAGUUGUUUGCGGACGCGUCGUGCAUCGCGAUCACGGCGUUCAUCUCCCCAUACCGCGUGGACCGCGCGUCCGCACGCGAGCUGCACGAGAAGGCGCAGCUGGGCUUCGUCGAGGUGUUCGUCGAUGCGCCGCUCCAUGUCGUCGAGCAACGUGAUCCGAAGGGGCUGUACAAGAAGGCACGGGCGGGAGAGAUCAAAGACUUCACUGGUAUCUCUGCGCCGUAUGAGGCCCCGGAAAAGCCGGAGAUUCAUAUCAAGACGGACGAGUGCGACGUCGCGGAGUCCGUUCGCGUCAUCACGGAGUACCUCGAGAAGAAUGGGUUCAUCUAGAUGCCUGGAUGGGUUUGGCAAACGUUACGUGGGAUGUGUUGCGGAUUGCAAUGCCGGUGGACAGCACAAACUAUACCAGUUUCUGAUUGCACGAUAAGUGCCGGGUAUAAAGACAGCUUUUCAAAGGGAAUCAGCGUAGCUUAAACAAGGUAUGACUAGUCACCCGUGUUUUCAGGCGAUGCCAUCGUGGCCUCUGCACCAGAUAGUUCUUCCAUUGUUGCCGAGUAUAUUCUCCGCUUGGUGCAAGGUGCACGGAACAUUCCAGAAGUUGCC
Laetiporus sulphureus 93-53 is the source of this 997-nucleotide messenger RNA. Its product is annotated as adenylylsulfate kinase. The transcript has 5 exons. Lineage: Eukaryota; Fungi; Basidiomycota; Agaricomycetes; Polyporales; Laetiporaceae. Gene Ontology annotation, molecular function: ATP binding; adenylylsulfate kinase activity. The record is from RefSeq and is a predicted model, not a curated record. Gene Ontology annotation, biological process: sulfate assimilation. The coding region runs from base 125 to 724 and encodes 199 amino acids.